Molecule: messenger RNA, 501 nt
Organism: Protopolystoma xenopodis
Lineage: Eukaryota; Metazoa; Platyhelminthes; Monogenea; Polystomatidea; Polystomatidae
Source: the annotation of a GenBank genome assembly
AUGGCUCAAAUUAAGGGAAAGAUUCUUCCUAUUUGUGGAUGCACUCAGAUAACUCUUACGAGAUUCAACGGUUGUCACACAUAUACAUUCUCUUAUCCGACUUGCAAAGCUCAAUUUAAGCUAUUUGUUCCCCUUAUUUUGGGUAAAAAUAUUAUUCAGCUUAAAUGCCUUCAUGAGUUAUGCACUUUAAAUCUCUUUUAUUCUCAUUAUUCCAAUGAAUUUGUAAUAAGGCCUCUCUAUGUAAUCUGCAAAGAACAACAGUACUCUGCUAAUAAUGUCGCCUCAGCCUGUAAAAAAAUUGGUCUUGGAAUUCGCCUGCUUCAGACGCUCACUGCUGAAUCUCUAUACUCAGAAGGCUUUCCAAGACUAACUUUCUAUUGCGCUGGUGAUGACUCAUUUGCCUCUCAGUCCUCUGCUUCUGAUCUUGAAUGUGACAUAGCAGCGAAUUGCUACCCGUUUUAUUCUAAUCUAACUGUUGAAGAAGCUCUUUCUGAUGAUCCU